CUAAUUCACAUUUGAUUGCGUUGCAUUCUCGCAACAAGCCGCUCUUCACUUCAGAGACCAGGCGGCCAGAUAUCAUCCCAUUCCAACAAUGACAAAGAGAACCAAGAAGGCUGGAAUUGUUGGAAAAUAUGGUACCCGCUAUGGUGCUAGUUUGAGAAAGCAAAUUAAGAAGAUGGAGGUUAGUCAACACAGCAAGUACUUCUGCGAGUUCUGUGGAAAGUAUGCAGUGAAGAGAAAAGCUGUAGGAAUAUGGGGCUGCAAGGAUUGUGGGAAAGUCAAAGCAGGCGGUGCUUAUACCAUGAACACUGCUAGUGCGGUGACAGUGAGGAGUACUAUUAGGAGGCUGAGGGAGCAAACUGAGAGCUGAGCCACCGUAUUCUACUUUGAUAGGAUGAUGUUUUUCAUGUUUUGGCUAAAAACUUGAAUUGGAUCUCUUUUUUGACCUUGUACUAUGUGUUCAAUUAUCAUUUUCAUAUCCAAGUGUUGCUACUUUAUUUAAGUUUCAUCUACGUUAUCUUGUUAACUUUACAUAAAAUUAUUUUAUU
Messenger RNA from Hibiscus syriacus, 545 nucleotides. RefSeq names its product 60S ribosomal protein L37a-1. Lineage: Eukaryota; Viridiplantae; Streptophyta; Magnoliopsida; Malvales; Malvaceae. The record is from RefSeq and is a predicted model, not a curated record. Bases 89 to 367 code for a protein of 92 amino acids. The transcript has 5 exons. Gene Ontology annotation, cellular component: ribosome. Gene Ontology annotation, biological process: translation. Gene Ontology annotation, molecular function: structural constituent of ribosome.